Messenger RNA from Drosophila albomicans, 878 nucleotides. RefSeq names its product max-like protein X (gene bigmax). The transcript is spliced from 3 exons. Gene Ontology annotation, molecular function: RNA polymerase II cis-regulatory region sequence-specific DNA binding; protein dimerization activity; DNA-binding transcription factor activity, RNA polymerase II-specific. Gene Ontology annotation, biological process: regulation of transcription by RNA polymerase II. Gene Ontology annotation, cellular component: nucleus. NCBI's taxonomy places the organism in Eukaryota, Metazoa, Arthropoda, Insecta, Diptera, Drosophilidae. The record is from RefSeq and is a predicted model, not a curated record. The annotation marks the transcript as partial.
CAACGCUGCGGCCACACUGUUUAUUGUAAUUCUUGUUUUUGUGUGGACAACGCAACGACGCAGUUGAGCAUGAACGACAAUUUAACUGCAAAGGAGGAAGCCUACAACAUGGAGCAAGAUCAGGAACUUGGUGGUGGCAAACACUACUCACGCUGCAGCAGUGCUGGCAGCACACACACGCCUAACUCCUCGGCCCACAACUCUGAUGACGACGAUGAUAGCGGUGAUGCCCGACACUCGUCGGCAGCGAACUCGAACUCAACGCUUAGCUAUAAGGAACGACGACGCUCGGCGCACACGCAGGCGGAGCAGAAGCGACGUGAUGCCAUCAAGAAGGGCUAUGACAGCUUGCAAGAGCUGGUGCCACGUUGCCAGCCCAGCGAUUCGUCGGGUUACAAGCUAAGCAAAGCGCUGAUCUUGCAGAAAUCCAUUGAAUACAUUGGCUAUCUGAAUCAGCAGAAAUUGAAGCAAGAAGAUGAGAGUGCUGCACUGCAAAAAGAGGUGACAGCGUUGCGUAUCAUACAGAAUGGCUACGAAACGAUGCUGCAACAUCAGCAGGCAAAUCCGGGACCUGAGGAAGCGCGUCUCACAGACGAGGCUAAGUUUCAAGUGUUCCAGGCCAUACUCGAUGAAAUGUUUGACACAUUCCAGCACAUACCCAUGGAUAGCUUCAAGCAGUUAACCAGCGGCGUCAUUCCCUGGCUGGAGGAGCAUUGCAAGCCGCACAUUCUGCGCAACAUUCUCGGUCGCACGUUGCAGCAAAUGGCGCAGGAGACGCAAGAGAAGCAACAGCAGCAGCAGCAACAGGCAAUGGAUCAGGAAACUGCUGAAGGCGGCUUUAGUUGAAGAUAGAAGUAAAAUACGUUUGUUAGUUGUCA